CGUAGUCAGCUACAACGCUGCGAUCAGCGCGUGCGAAAAUGGUGGCACGCAGUGGCAGAGGGCUCUAUCUCUGCUACGAGACAUUCGCCCGAUGAAGCUGUGCCCGGACUUGUUCGUCUAUGGGAUUGUAGCCAGCAUGUGCGAGCAUUGUGGACAAAGGAAACUGGUACAGUUGUUGACGAUGGAGAUGUGCGGCCUGAUCGAAGCGGAAUAGCGUAAUCCCUAGUAUAACGCCAGACCCUUGUGCAUGCAAGGAAUGUCGCGAGCGAAGGCAGCGAAUUUCGCGAUUAUUCAGCUGCAAUGCUGGGAUCAGCGCGUGCGAAAAGUGCAGGCAGUGGCAAUGGACUUUGGCACUGCUUCGUGAGAUGCGAGAGUGCGAGAGACGAAAGUGGAUCCCGACAUCAUCAGCUACGAAGCUGGAAUCGUUGCGCGCGACACAGGCGAGCGUGGCAUUCAUGUGUUAUUGUUGCUUGGCGACUUGAGGGCACGAUGUGGUAGCUGAGCGGCAGAUUUCGUUUUAUGUUGUUGGGUACAUGUAUAUGCGAAGUUAUCAUUCCAAUAUUUUGAUCGCUUCCUUCACGGUCGGCCUUGGUGGGGUCUGAUCGACUCUGGCUACUUGUCAGCUACAGAGCUGGGGAUCAGCACGCGAGAGAAGGCCGAGCAAUGGCAGCGGGUCUUAUCGCCGCUCGGCGAGAUGCGGGAGGCGAAGGUGGAACCAGACGCCGUCUCUCGCAACGCUGGGAUAUAGCGCCUGCGAAAAGGGCGAGUGGUGGCAACGGGCUUUGGCACUGCUCAGCGAGAGGCCAGGAGCGCUGGAGUCCAACGUCAUUCGGUGAAAAGAGCGAGCAGUGGCAGCGUGCUUUGGCGCUACUCGGCGAGAUGUUGGAGGCAAGGUUAGAGCCAGAGGCCAUUAUUCACAGCGCUGCGAUCAGCGCGGGCGAGAGAGGCGAGAAGUGGCAGCAGGCCGUGUCGCUGUUCAGCUAGAUGUGGAAAGCGAAGCCGGAGCCUGGCGUAAUCUUUGCUACAAUUGGGAUCGCGGCGCGUGUGAAAUAAAAG
Messenger RNA from Prorocentrum cordatum, 1056 nucleotides. The record is from the annotation of a GenBank genome assembly. NCBI's taxonomy places the organism in Eukaryota, Dinophyceae, Prorocentrales, Prorocentraceae.